Bombyx mandarina (wild silkworm) is the source of this 690-nucleotide messenger RNA. RefSeq lists its product as uncharacterized. Lineage: Eukaryota; Metazoa; Arthropoda; Insecta; Lepidoptera; Bombycidae. The record is from RefSeq and is a predicted model, not a curated record.
AUGUCCAAUAACAAUAGUCGCAUUGAAUCACUUCUUUUUGACUACAAAACAUCUAGUCUAAGGGACUACAAUGAUGGUCAGAUUUUACCGAUUACUGAAACUAAAUAUAUUGAUAAAGAAGUUUGCUUAAGAAUACCGCCCGCUCCUCUUAAAUAUAUUCACACUCUGAGUAAUUGGAAACCAGGCGGCAGGGUCUCAGUGGAUCUAUUUGUGAGGCCUAAGGAUGUAGUGAGAACGAAUCCUAGGGAUGUGCAGCAAAGAUAUGAGCGCCCGCAAGAUAUUGAACACAAGAACAUAUUAAAGUCUAGGCCUCGCCUCGUGAUGACACCGGCUGUUUGUAUGGACGACAUUCAAUUAGAAAAACGCGAGAAAUUCAUUAAAGACUUCUACUCGACGACAAAAAAUGUAACAAUGAGGGUUCCUCCUUCGAAUAAUAUUAAAGCAUCAUUUCCCGGUACGCCGGCACCAGCGAAUCCGAUAACUAUACCGAAUAUCAGAGCACCGUACGUAUCUCCAGAGUGGAGGAUGGAGUCAGUUUCGUGGGACGGCAAGCAAUUAAGGGCAUUCGCUGAACCGAACAAAGAAUUUUGGCUCGCUAAAACACCUCAUUUUGUAUCGUUCAGAUGCCAAGUGUGCGACGAAACCGCGGCCCGUUUAGCGAACAAGAAAACACGGAAUCAUGGAAAUUGA